AUGGCGCUCUCGAGAUUCAGGUUGCGGUUCCCGCGUCCAAAGACGUUCCUGGGCUGCAUCAGCCUCCAGACGGGCACUGAGGUCAUCUCCUUGAUUCUCCUCUUCAACAGGCUCACCGGCCUUUACGGUCUGCUCGCCAUCCUCACGGGCUACGAGCUGUCAGUGACGCAGCUGUCCAUGUAUCUCUAUUCGCUCGGCGUGGUUGUGCUCCUGGCCAUGUUCUUCCCCCACAUCCGCAAGCAGAGCCCCUUCGAGAACCUCGGCCUUGCAUGGCUCUACAUCAUCGACACGAUUCUCAACGCCGCCUACACCACCUUCUUCGCCGUCAACUGGUACCUCAACAGCACCGCCCUCGACAAGCACCCGGGGAGCGCCAGCACCCCCGCAGGCGCCGAGAUCGCCGAGACGGCCCUUGCCAACGGCGCGCCCGUCGUCCCUGACGUGCCCAAGACGACGAAGCACAUUGGCCCGCAGGAAUCGUGGAUGAGCUUGGGGCUCAUCUGCUUCGUAACCCUCGUGCGUGUCUACUUUGCGCUGGUGGUCAUGUCCUACGUGCAGCAGGUGUUGCAGCGGUACACCGAGACGGGUUGGGAGGAGGAAGGCCGCAAGAAGGGCCCCGAUGGUCCCUUUUCACAGGGCGAGCCUGGCGGCGAGGGAUCCCGCGGCCGCCUGGGUCGCGUGAUGCUCGCGCUCGGUCGUGGGUACUGGAUGAGCGAGAGGCCGCAGGAGGAGUGGGCGAGCGCGGCGAGCGCCAAGUUCCGGCACGCCGGGGUUUAA
Messenger RNA from Colletotrichum spaethianum, 777 nucleotides. RefSeq names its product inositol phoshorylceramide synthase regulatory subunit kei1. The coding region runs from base 1 to 777 and encodes 258 amino acids. The transcript is spliced from 2 exons. Gene Ontology annotation, biological process: inositol phosphoceramide metabolic process. The record is from RefSeq and is a predicted model, not a curated record. NCBI's taxonomy places the organism in Eukaryota, Fungi, Ascomycota, Sordariomycetes, Glomerellales, Glomerellaceae. Gene Ontology annotation, cellular component: Golgi membrane; inositol phosphoceramide synthase complex. Gene Ontology annotation, molecular function: inositol phosphoceramide synthase regulator activity.